GCUAGCAUAUCAUGUACCGUAUGCAUACCGCAUAUGCGCAGUGAGUGCAGUGUGAGUGGGCCUGGGAACUGGCUGGUUGAAUUGACUGAAAACACAUAAAAUGGAGCUGGAUUCAGAAGGGAUUAACUCGCAGGAGGAAUUAAUUAUAUGUGAUGAAGCUGUCCGGAAUGAUGAUUAUGAAGUGGAGAAAAUCACUGGAAUGCGUUUGGUGAAGGGGAAACUAUGGUUCCGUGUGCGAUGGAAAGGUUACGGUGCGGACAUGGCUACGUGGGAGCCAAGAGGAAAUCUCAACCACUGCGAAGAGCUCCUGGAAGAUUACGUCUCCAAAGUACAAGCCAAAAAGUACAAGCAGAAAAAGAGGAGGCAAAUACAAUCUGCCUUGAUCCAGUCUGUUAAGAAAGACCAGAAGGAGGAUGAUACCAAUGUCACCCUGGGGGUCAAUCAUGCUGUCAAGAGCAAGUUGCAGUUCAACGGAACUAUCAUGAGAAAAAAAAUGAUCAAAAAGUUCAUCUCAAAGCCAAAUAAGUUCUCCAAUCAAACGAACCAGAAAAAAUGGUCGCUGAAUGAAAACCCAUUGGAUCUGGUCAGUUUGAAGACGCCAGAGGAGUUGCCUUUGGAGACGCCAAAUGUUGAAGUGCCAGUGAAAGGAAGGAUGAAAAGAAGGGGAAGGGGAAGACCAAAGAAGAAAACCACCAAGAUGCCUGAUCUUCAGCCACAGACAGAAUUUAGUUUAAACAGACAAACCUGCCUUGAGACUGAAUCCCAGUUAGGUCUGGACAGCCAAACUUGCCUUCAGCCACAAACUCAGUUACGUCCCAACAGAGAUACUAGCCCUCAGCAAGAAACUUGCCUUAAGUCCAAGACUCGGUUUUGUCCCGACGACACAGAAGUUCGCCUUCAGUCCCAAACUCGGUUGUGUUCAGUCAAAGAAACUCGCAUUCUGCCGGGGUCCAGGUUGUGUUCGGACAGUGAAACAAUGAAGCAGCCAUGCCCAGAGAUUGAAACUCGCCUUCAACCCACAUCUGAGCAGUGUCCGGAGAUCGAAGCCCGCCUGCAGCCUCAAUCACAGCCGUGUCCGGACAGAGAGCCUCUGGAAACUGUAGAUGACAUUAUUCUGCUUGAGGGCAAUUCAGUAUCGCAAAAGAAACAUGACUCUGUAGUUAAAAGGGGCAGAGGAAGACCCCCAAAGAAAAAGAAACGGAAAGAGUUGCAUGAAGAUUUGUGCAGCCAAAAGAAUCCAACGAACAUUCGUAGGAAAAGAGGAAGACCAAAGAAAGCUGUGGCCUGUGGUAGGGUUACCAAGGCAAAGACUUAUGAACAUUACAAUGGACAAAUCAAAUUGAAGAAAGUGGUCAUUAGAGAGCUGAGAAGUUUAAAGGCUCUCUUGGAGUUUCAAAGGCAGAUCAGCGAUGAGGAGAAAGAGAACAAGACAAACACCUAUAGCAACAAGGAAGAAGUUGUUCCAUCCACCUUGGAGCACAGGCAUGUCCUUGCCUCAGAAUACCGCAACCGAUUCUUCAUCCGUAUAAAGACUGGAAGCUUCAAGGACCAAUCCACGAAACGCAGGAGGAAACGAAAAGAAGAUAAGGAAAAGCGAAAGAAGAAAAGAGAAUCUCGUCGGAUGGUGAGGCGUAAUGAAAGUCAUAAAGGAAAGAAGGAGCUCUCAGAUGUCAAGGAGAUAUGUCGCGGGGUAGAGGAAGAUGGGAAGGAGGAUUGUGCUCUUCCGGAAGUGGUGGAAAUUAGUUCUUCCUCUGAAGCAGGGGAAGGCGAGGAAGGAAGCGCUGAGUCACAAAUGGACACACCAUCUCACUAUGGAUAUGAUGACUUGAUUGAUUUCAGUAAGGAAAAUAGUAUGGCAGACAAAAACAAGGGAGAUGACACCAUUUAUGCAGAUGUGCAAGAGGUAACUGAGAAAGAGAAUAUCUGCACUGAUAAUAUUUUGCAAGAUGUGAUGACAGUCAGGCCUAAGAAUUUGGUAGGAGAUGACAAAGAGGUGCAGGAAACUGGAGAGGCUGAUGACGAGGAAGCAGCAGCAGCAGCUGAUGAUGAGUCGUCAUCUCUUGUCAUUCCAUUUGAUGAGGAAGAGGAGGAGUCUUCAUCUUUGAUCAUUGCUGACGACUGCAUUGAAGAUGAUGACGAUGAUGAUGAUGAUGACCUAAGAGAAACUGUCAAAGAAGGGGAAUGGAAUGGUGUUCCUGAUUUGACAAGAGCUGGUAAAGAGCAGUAUAAGAAAACCAAACCUUGUCAGAAGAGCUUUGAAGAUCCUGACUCUGAUGAAUUCAUCUUUGAGAACAGUGGCAGUGAAACUUCAGAGACCCCACAGAUAUUAGAAAAAGAAGAAAACAGCCUAAGAAUGUCUGCCAAUGUUUUUAGGAAAGAGGAUAAUAAGAGGGAAUUCUAUGUUGAGGAUGAAAGCCAUUAUAAAAGCCAUGAAGACAUCACUGAUGAAGGAGAGGAGGAUACUAUGCGAUCACUGGAACCUAUGGAUUUAACAUUCGCAGGGGACAGUGGAGAAAUGGUUGAAAAUGGAGACUCGUUCAUGGGUGAAAGUGCGGAAAAAACAAACUUUGAGAAAUCAGAGAGUGAAGUGAAUUCUGGGCCACCUAUUCAAAUGGAAAUGGAAAUGGACAAGACAGAGAAGCCAGUCAAUGCGAUGGCUGAAGAUGUUGGAGACAUAAGACCAAUACGAGCCAGCAGAAUCCAAGUCUUAGACAAAUGUAUGGAAGAGGAAGAUUUUAACCUUGAAAUGAAGACUUCUGAAAUAUUUUUGAAAACCAGAAAAGAUAAAAGAAAUCAUGAAGAAGAAAAGGAAGAGGCAAAUGAUAGGAUAAUAGUGGAUGAAUGCAGUGGCUAUAGAGAUCUUGAAACUAGAGAUGACCAAUCUGAACCACAAUUACCAGCAUUAGGUGAAAGUGAGAAGAUGAGAGAUUCGAAGAAAAUAGAUGAGAACAAUAAAACAGAAUCUGGGUUGGAAUGCCUUGCAACCUCAAACGAACAUACUCUUCAAGAGAAUUCUGAUGUCAUAAUGAUGGAUUCUGAAUCAGGAGAAGACAAAAGGGAUGAUAUUGAAAAUAAAGGUAAAACGUAUGAUGCCCAGAUAGAAGAAGAUUGCAAAGAUAAUCAUCUCAGAACAGAUGCAAACACUGACCUACAGAACCCUCAAGUUGCCGAGCUUGUGAAGGAAGCUGAGAAUGAACUGGUGUCAUUAUCAAUAUGUCCUCCGAAACCACUGGAAGACAACCAAGCUACCGGAACAGUGAUUGGUCCACUAGUUUUUCCAAAGAAUGAUGGAGAAGCACUUGUUGUCAGAAGGAAAGAAGAGAGUUAUGAUGACCCGAUGGAGAUGCAACAGAAAGGCCUUUCAGAAACAAAAGAACUUAACAAGGUGUACCGGGAAGAGGGUAAGGAAGUGGUAUCAGAUGUGCUUGAUUCCAAUCAAAGUUCAGAACAGAAGGAAAUACAGGAUGGAAAGACGAAUGAUGUGGAUCCGAAGGAACAGACUAAUAAUAUGAAGGAGCCACAGGGGACAGUGCUGUCUAAAAUUGAAGAGCAGGAGAGGAUUCAUCUGGAAGAUACCAAACAAAAGGAGUCAGACAUGGCCAAUCCCAAGGAAAGUGGAGAAAUUGAAGUGGUACAGGAUAGAGAAAGCAAGGAUGCUGGAAGGAAAGAAGAGAUUGAUGAUGUCCCUUCUGAGUCUCAAGGUUUAGAACUGUCUGAAACCAAAGAACAGGACUGGACUCAUCAGGAAGAUGUCAAGCAAGAUGAAUCAGACCUUGAAGAUCUUAAAGAGAUUGAAGAAAUUGAGGUGGUACAAGAUGGGGAAAUAAAGGAUGCUGGAAGAAAAGAAAAGAAUGAUGAUGACCCGUUUGAGCCUCAAGGUGAAAUGCUGUCUGAAACCAAAGAGCAUGACAGGAAUCAUCCAGAAGAAACCAGGCAAGAUGAAUUUAACAUGGCUGAUCUGAAUGAAAGUGCAGGAAUGGAGAAAAUAAUUGAUGAAGAGAUGGAGCAGGUGAAAAUUGCAGGUGUCUCCCAAACAACCACUAAAGAAGGCGACAAUGAAGCAGAUAAAAGAGAAGGGGGAGAAGAUUGUCAAAAGAUUGUUGCAAUUGGUUCAAGCGAAGCAGAUGACCACAAAGAAUUUGGUGAUGAAAAUACAAAGGAAACCAAGGGGAUGGGAGAAUUAGAGGAGGUGAAAUACAAAGACGAGGACAGAGAAAAGCAGAGCCUAGAUCUUGAAACGUCCCUAGCAAUACUUUCAAUUGGAGAAAAUGAGAAGAGAGUAGAAGCUUGUGAUGGAGAAACAAUGGAAACCGAAGUCGUAAGAGAAGAUGAAGGAAAUAAACAAGAUCAUGAAAUGAUGGCAGCAGUACAUUCAAUUCAAGAGGAGAGUAAAAUAGAAUAUUUUGAGGAAGAAAUGCACAGUACCAGCAAGAAGAGGGAUGUUCAUAGUAUGAACAGUACAGAUGAGGAUAAUAAAAAUCAAAACAGGGAUCGUGAACAAAGGAAUGCAGCAGUCUUGCCUACUUCCAUAAAUAGUGCUGGAAAUAAAGAAUUGGGUACUGACCAUAUCAGUAAACAUACAGAGCUUGAUGUGCCUCAAGGUGACAUUGAAAUUUCGGAAUCUGCAUCCAUAAUAUCAAAUGAGAGGGAAACUGGAGGUGAAAACCGAAAAGUAGAGUGUAAUGAAGAAAUGAAGGAUUCCAAUGAGGAAAGACAGAUUGAAGGUUUGAAAAGUGAAGAACAAGUCACUACUGAUGAUAAGAGGGAAGGGGAUUCUAAAGAGAUAAAUAAACAAAUGUUACCAUCUUCAGGAAGUAAUGAGAUGGAAGGAAAUCCUCAGGCUGAAGAAACCGACCUUGAAACGGCUGCUGCUGUAAAAGCAAUAGAGAGGGAGUUGGGAAUAGUUGAGGUUGACGAUCAGAGGGAAAAGUCAGCUCAAAGAUAUGACAAGAUGAAUCCUGAAAUAUCACAAGCACAGGAAACAGAAGAAUAUAAUGGUAGAGAUGAAAAACAAAGGAGGGUGGAUGAUGAAGAAAUGGAAAUAGAAAUGAAAGAUACCCAUGGAAUUGCAGAAAAAGAAAUGCCAAAGGUGGAAGCAUCGGUGAGUGAGCAAAACAUGUUGCAUCAAAGAGACAACCAAAACCUAGUGCCAGAAUUGAAAACCAUAAAGGAAGUGGAAAUUGAGCAAAUGAAUGAUGUAAGAAAGCAGAAUGGGAAAGAAAUGGUAGAUCAGGAAAAGGACGAAGAGGAAAAGGGAGUGAGGAUUCCUGAAAUAACAUCUGCCAAGACUGGAAAGAAGUCGGACACUAAGGCAAACAGUGUAAUGGAGAUGGAAGAAACAGAAGAAAGUCAAAUAGAUGCUAAAACAAUGGCUGAAGGCAAAGACAUGACUGGAUUUCAAGAAGGGGGUGCUGUUGUUCUGGAGGAUGAUAAACCUGAGGAACAAAUGAUGAAGACAAACUCAGAAGAGAAUCUGAUGGAUCAGGGAAUCAAAGAAGGGGAUAUAAAAUGCUUGAUCACUGAAGAAGAAACCACAGUGACUGCUGCCAUUAGAAAUGGUGCAGAUAACGGGUGUAUAUUGGAGAAGGAAACACCUGACCUUUCAGUAAAAGACCAAAGAGACCUAGGCAAGGUAGAACAUAAUUUCGAGAAAGUUGUGAAGGUGGUGGAAUCUGAAGUCUCAAAGGCUACCUGUGUUCAUGAAGAGAAAGUGGAGGAGACUAAUGAACAGGACAAACUGGACAAAGCUGAGAAGGCUCAGAGUACAGAAAUACCAACAGGAGAAGGCAAUCUCCAUGCGGAGAAAAGAAGAAAUAGGGAAUCUAGGCCAAAAGAUUAUGUUAAAAACGUUGGAGUUGCAUCAAAAGAUGAUCACAUGGAGAUUAUAAGAGUAGACAAAAAAACUAUCAGUGAUGUUGACACCAGGCUUGCAAAUGACCAUUUGAAGAGAAUUGGCUCUGAGGAGAAGCUGACUGGCAGAACUCUUGAUAAAGUGGAUACUAAGGGAGAUAAACACCGGAAUAAUGAAAUGAGCGAGGAUGAAGCUGUUGCGAAUUCGUGCCAUAGGAAUGACAUGGAAAGUACUAAUGAAGGAUUGCCAGCUGACAUAGAAAAUAAGUGUGAUAAAAACAACAGAAUUCCAUCUCCAAAUGAAGCAACAGAGGCACGAGACAUAACCAGUGGAAAUACAGGCCAUGUUCAAGAAGCUGCUCUCAAGGACAAAGUGGAAGUCUUCGAGAGUAAAGCACCUUGGAACUCUGAAGAUGCACUUGAUUUACAUAUUAGCCUAGAAGAGAGAAUAGAAGUAUCAGGAAAGACAACUGCUGACAAUCCUUGUAGCAACCUGGAUGAUACUCCAGACGAAGUGGACCUUUAUGAAAGCAAAGACGGUGACACCAGUACAAAAGAAAGAGCAAAAACCACAUUAGAAGAACUUGAGGAAGGUGAAUUACCAGAAGACGAUGAGGAGGAUGUCAUUGAGGGGACAGAUGGUGACAAAGAAGAAGGAGAGAUAACAGAAGAUAUUGAGGAUCUAAAAUAUGAAAGAACAAGAACUGUUGAAAUUGGAGAUACACCUCCAGUAGUGACAGACAAGACAGAGGUGCAUAGGCAUAUCUCACAACAGGUGAGGAGAAGAAGUCAAGAAUCUAUUGACGUUAACAAGAUCAACUCGGAUCAUCAAACAACUCAUUGUGAUGUACAACAAAAGUCCAUAACAACUGUGAGAAGUGCAAUUGAUUUCAAUAAAAAUGGGUCCUAUUCAACAAAAGACCGUCGAAGAUCAACAAAUUCAGAGCCUAAUAAUGCCAUUCCAAUUGAUGAGGAUGAUGAAAUUGAAGUAUUGGAAACUAACUUUUCAAGGAAAGUAAACAGAAGCAAUAGUGGAAUUAACUCUUUGGAAAAUGACGUUUAUAUCGUUCAUGAAGAACCUGCCAAACCGGGAGUAAGACUGCGCAGCCACAGAAGGAAAAGCACUGAACAAGCAAAAAAUAGGACAGCUAAAUCUAGCCAAAACUGUGAAACACUGUCCACAAAGUUUGGAAGUGGGCUGAAAAAGGUAUCACCUAAUUUUAAUUCACAUGUCAGUAAGGGAGACAAAGAUGGAAAUAUUGCAAGGAAAGUGGUGCAUAGUGUGAAGGCUCACUUACACCAGGCUGUUAAUGGCCCUAAAGAAUUUGACAAGAGUAGAGAAUCUGUAGUAGAAAAGAACAGCACUUGCCAGAAUCGGGUCUUACGACCCAAAGAUUCUGUAAGCAGUGAUAGACAAGAUUACCUGUUCAAUAGGAUAGAAGUAGGCAGUGGUGACGCAGGUACGUAUGCUGGUAAAGGUGGAACAAAAAGGAAGAGCGAUGAAGAAGAUGAUAGUGACAGCGGGUUCCAGAGUCGUCCAAAGAAAAAACAUGCAGGAAAGUCCGUCUGGCAGAUGGUUCAGAGAAAAGAAAAGAAGCCAGAUGAGCCUGUCUUUGAAGGCAACACCAAAAUCAACCGUCAGAAGAUUGUCAUCAAGAUCUCCAAGAAACUCUUGUCAGAUCAACCUGAGACCAAUGAGCCACAGAACAUCACCAAAAGGAAGGAGUCGGAGAAGUCAUCAAGUAGGCACAGCUGGAAUGAAGGGGAAAAGAUGGAGGUAACUGAUAGAGAUGAAGGAUAUCGAGAAAGAAGGAUGACUAACAGGGUGGAGGAUGAACCAAAGGAGAAGCGAGAGAAGGCACAAGUGAAUGGAAGAGGUGGAAAGACUGGAUCAUCAUCAUCAGAGGCUUCAAGGAGAUCGUCAUCACUUCCCAACACAAAACAGGACAAGAAUAUAAAUGAUACUAAUCUUAAGAAUGGGAGAGAAAGUAAGACCAACUCGAAAUCGAUGUCCAGUGAUCUUCUCAAAGACUUAAAGAAACUCAAAGCUCAUGGGAUCAAACAAGGUGAUCUGCCAUGGGUCAAGGACCUCCUAGGAACCAAACAUGUUGCGUGCCUCUCCGAAGUAUGUGCUGCCCUCACCAAGUUCAUGGAUAGCAAGGAUCAUAAAAUCAAUCUUGUCGUUGAGAUGGGAUUCUGUCCUGUGCUGGUCAAUCUUCUCAGGAGUGAAUCGUCAGAAGUGAUUUCAAGUGCUCUCUUGGCAGUCAGCCAUAUAGUAUCAGGGAAUGACUAUCAAACACAGGCUGUCCUGGAGUGUUCCCCAUUGCCAUUGUUCUGUAACUUCUUGAGCCGUCAUAAACACGAUGUCACACUCAGGAAAGAGGCAUGCCUUGCUCUCUCUAACAUCACAGCUGGCACCAGUCAACAAAUACAGCAUCUUGUGAACGAUGGUCUGUUUCCAGUUUUACUUAGUGCCAUGCAGCACGAUGAGUUUCAGGUCAUGUAUGAAGCUACAUGGGCAGUCGCUAAUGCAACGGUCAAUGGCUCACCAGAGCAGAUUAGGUACAUAGUAAAGCAAGGUUUCUUCCAAGCUUUCUCUGAGAUUCUUAAACACAACGAUGACACACUGAUCCAGAUUGCGCUUGACGCCAUGUACAAUGUUCUCAAACUAGAUACCAAACACAAGAAAGUUGGCAAAACCACUCCCUAUUGCCGACAGGUCAAAGAAUUUGGAGGCUUGCAAAGAAUCAGAAACGUUCGACUGAGCGGUUCGACUGUUGUCAAGAAGAAGGCUUACAACAUGCUGACUACUUUCUUCCCGGACUUCUAACAAUGAUUUCAUAUUCAUUGGCCAUCUCAGGUGAUAGCGUGGCAUUGCUUCAUGGAUAGUACUGGUCUGCGCCUCUGCAGAAAACUCUUAGCACCCGCUCUACAGCAUCUUGGAAAGUUCUACAUUCUUAGAGAUCGGACGUUAUUGGCCUUGAAGAGCAGAUUGUUGAAAUAAUUGAUGCAAUGGAAAGCAUUGAAAAAUAUGGUGUUGGUGCUUUGAGUAUCUAAUGUGUCAAGUGGUGUUGUUUUUUUUACAUAUUGUGAUUGUAUGUAACAGUUUACCUCACUAUAUUGCACAUUAGAUGAGAAAGGCAUUAUAGAUUCAAGGCCUCUUACAGUUGAACAGAAUUAGAAAGUGCACCGUAGUGUAGUUCAUUCUUGCAUUUCAUUUCAUUCUGUCAUUCAUUAUUGACUAUUUUAUGGGAUUAAUGGGCUAUAUCUAACUGAUUUUGAUCAAUCAAUGAUAUUGUAUCACUUCACAGACAAAUCAGAGUGAGCUGUUACAAGUCUAUUGCUAAAGAAAAUAUAUGAAUAAGUGGUAUACAAUCAUGUUUUGUUGAUUUGUCAGGAUUGUUUUCCCCUACUUGAUAUACCAACUGUUUAUGAGGUCAUUACUUCAUAAUGACAGUCUAUUUAAUUGUGAUUGAAGUUUGGGUUUCUAUUUCUUGAAAGAAUAUAGAGAUGUCCAUGUGUCAUGAGGUCGCCGACCAAAAAGGGUGGUACUGUUACAUAUUUUGGUUAAUUUGUUGAGCUAUUCCUAAAUAAUUUCAAAACCAAAGUAGCUAUGCCAAGAAGUGUAUCAUUUCAAAGCAGAUUUUGAAUCAAUUUAUUGACCAUACACCCAAUAAAAUUUUACAUUGUUAGAAAGGUCUGACUCUGUACUGUACAGAAAUGUGAUUAUUUUGGUCAUAGGGGACUAUACAAAUUAUCAUAAUCACAAAUAUUAGAUUUAAAAAUUAUUAAUAUAUAUUUGUUCAACACGAUAUAACACUAAUGUCUGACACCUAAUUCUAUGUCUGAGUGCAUAUUUGGGUUUAUUAAGCAAUAUCCUUUCAGAAAAUAUAUACUUUUACUAUCACAGGGUGUAUAAUAGUGAGAUAGAGACUUUUAAAGUUAAAAAGUGACACAAAAGCAAAAAUCACUAUGUACCGCAAAAGUAGGCGGCCUCAUGACACAUGGCCAUACUAUACCCCCUUAGGAGAACACUCACUUAUUUCAAACAAUCACAAAGUGAUUCUUAAAUUCUUUAAUAUUUGUAAUUUUGCCUUCUUUGAUUGCAGCUUAUAAAGAAGUACCAUUUGAUAGUACAUUUAAAUCACCGAUCAAUUAGAAACUAAAUGAUGGUAUUAUAUUAUUGUUAGUAAAAGCUCCUUGUAUUAAAAUGUGUGAUGUAGGUAUAAAGCAUUAGAUGCUAACCCUUACCAAUGAUACUCUUGUUCUUUCAGAUAUCUUGAUAAUAUCAUAUAAGAAAUAUAUCUAUAUCUUUCUAGAUAUUUUUACCAGAGUUUAUAGGAUAUUUUACAAUAGUAUAAAUGUAUAUCAAAUAACAAUGGGGUCUACGAUUUAUAUAUUUUGUUUGUGUGUGAAUAUAUUGAAUCACUUUACGGUAUCAUAAGAUAGAAAUAUGAACAUAUCAGUACUCUGACUUUAUUCUAGUGUUUAAAAGCAACACUUAUAUACGCAAUCUUCUAGUAAAAAGUAAAAGUAAUUGGUGCUCAUAAAGUGCAUAAUCAAUGACAACUGCUAUAUGAUAUACACUUCUGCCCGGUGGCAUGUGGCUACGUCAGGACUGGCACAUACUCAUGAAGUGCAAAAAUAUUUAUAAGUAGGUUUGGGGACCUAUUUGUUGUUAACAAGUUAUAUCCCACAAAGAUACCCAUACUCAUCUUAAAAAAACCUGGUUAUUCAGCUUCUUGAUUAUAAGGAUAACAAAUUUAUAUCUUUGAACGGUAUUAAUAAGACCAACAACUAGACUUUAAUAAUCAAAUCAUAAUUGAAUAUGCCUUGAACUUUUCCACAAAUGGGGGGGGGUGGAAGUUACUGUGCUUUGUGUUUUAAAUAUUGUCAAAAAUUAACUCAAUUUAAUAGGGAGAGAUUGCCAUGUAUACAUUCUACGAAAGCUUGCCUUUUAUGAAAACAAAUCAUUUUUAUUUUAGAUUUUAAAAGUCUCAACUUCACAACUGAUUUACAGAGUCUUGCCAUGAACCACCUCAUUUAAAUCGUGCCAUUUCCAGCUUUAUAAAAAUAGAGCCCUUCAACUCAGUCAUAAUAAUAAUAAUAA
Lytechinus variegatus (green sea urchin) is the source of this 10960-nucleotide messenger RNA. RefSeq lists its product as uncharacterized. Gene Ontology annotation, biological process: NLS-bearing protein import into nucleus. Lineage: Eukaryota; Metazoa; Echinodermata; Echinoidea; Temnopleuroida; Toxopneustidae. Gene Ontology annotation, molecular function: nuclear import signal receptor activity; DNA binding; protein binding. Gene Ontology annotation, cellular component: nucleoplasm; nucleus. The transcript is spliced from 12 exons. The coding region runs from base 101 to 8680 and encodes 2859 amino acids. The record is from RefSeq and is a predicted model, not a curated record.